This is a messenger RNA of Benincasa hispida (wax gourd), 1854 nucleotides long. The record is from RefSeq and is a predicted model, not a curated record. Lineage: Eukaryota; Viridiplantae; Streptophyta; Magnoliopsida; Cucurbitales; Cucurbitaceae.
UUUCAUAAAUGCCCUCUUUAUCCAAUCUAUUUAUUUCUUCGGUUUUAUGGCGAUGAUUGUGAGUUUUGUAUGUCGUGCACCCCAGAUGUUUGAUGAAAUUACUAUGAGAACUCUUUCUCAAAAAUACUUGCCUUCUUAUCUGAUAUCCUUUUUGAGGGCCUUUAUUUCAUGCAGUUGUUAGGAUAUUUCGAUUUUUUCAUAGUAUAAGACUUGUGGGGUGUGGAGAUUUGAAACUGUGAUUUAAAGUCAAGAAUGAUUGCUUGGCUAUGUUUAUAUUGACUAGAACAUUUGGAUCUUGUUGUGAUGUGAUGGCUGGGAAAAUACAUAUUACGAUGAAAAUUGAAGUCCAUAAAAUGAAUUCAUUUACAUGUAUAUGUAUAUGCAUGUUUGUUUUUUCUUCUUAAUCCAUUGCUAUUAUAAUUUCGAUAAGAAAGUGAUAAGUUAAGGAGUAUAUUAAAGCUACAAAAGAAGACAAUCUUAGGAUAGUCGUAGUAAAUUUACCCCUCUGGACGAACUAAUAUAAAAGCUAAUAAUCAUGGAUAGGCUAUAAAUGAAACUACUUGUGAUUUGAACACCACCAAAAGAAAUCAUCUAUAUUCGAGAUGUCUCUGAAAAGAGGGAUCAAAACAUGAACUUAUUUGAACUUGACAGGUUUAACAUACAAACUACUGCAAAUAAAAGAUUUAGAGCAGUUCAGGACUUCCAAUUGUAGCAAGAAUGCAAACUAAUGGAAAUUCUGAAGCUAAGAGGUAUGGUGUAGUCACUGGUGCAAACAAGGGGAUUGGAUUCGAAACAGCAAAGCAACUUGCUUCUCAAGGCAUAACAGUGAUUUUGACAGCCAGAAAUGAGCAAAGAGGAUUGAAGGCUGUUUCAAAGCUCCAUGAAAUUGGUUUACCAAAUGUAGUUUUCCAUCAACUUGAUGUGUUGGACUCUGACAGUAUCCACUCUUUGGCUAAGUUCAUAGCUGACAAGUUUGGCAGGCUUGAUAUCUUGGUAAAUAAUGCUGGGGCUUCUGGAGUUGUGGUUGAUGAGGAAGGAUUAAGGGCCUUGAACAUAGAUCCCGCCUCUUGGCUCUCCGGCAAGGCAACGAACUUUGUUCAGAGUGUGAUAAAGACAAAUUGUGAGAAGGCAGAAGAAUGCCUUAACACAAAUUACUAUGGUCUUAAAAGAGUAACAGAAGCCCUUCUUCCACUGCUACAGCAAUCCUCCCAAGGAGCAAGGAUUGUGAAUGUCUCCUCUCUCAGAAGCGAAUUGAAGAGAAUUCCAGGUGAGCACAUACGAAAAGAACUGGGAGAUAUAGAAAAUUUGAGUGAAGAAAGGAUAGAUGCACUGCUGAAAAGAUUUCUACAUGAUUUGAAGGAAGAUAGAUUAGAAGCAAAUGGAUGGACAAUGAUGCUUCCACCCUAUAGCAUCUCCAAGGCUGCAGUGAAUGCUUAUACAAGAAUUCUUGCAAGAAAGCAUCCAAAAAUGUAUAUAAAUUGUGUUCAUCCAGGCUAUGUUGAUACCGAUAUCAACUGGCAUACAGGAGUAUUGACUGUGGAAGAAGGGGCUAGAGGUCCUCUCAAGUUAGCUCUUUUGCCGGAUGGAGGUCCCACAGGUUGCUAUUUUGAUCAAACUGAAUUGGCAGAGUUUUAAUUAACCCAUUGCAGUUUGGAAUGAGCCCUUCAUUUUCCUUUCUUCAACAUGUGUUUUGAUACCUUGUUUCAGAAUGGUAAAAAUGUUCCAGCAGAAUUGUCACCUAUAAUUCUUGCCAUAUUCUCUGAUUUGAUUGAAAAAUGUGGUUUGCAGAUGUCAAUAGUAUUGUCUUCUCUUCUUUGUACCUCAAUAGUAUUGUCUUCUCUUGUUUUUUUCUUA